Molecule: messenger RNA, 756 nt
Organism: Ostreococcus tauri
Lineage: Eukaryota; Viridiplantae; Chlorophyta; Mamiellophyceae; Mamiellales; Bathycoccaceae
Product: Glycosyl transferase, family 2
Exons: 1
Coding region: 1-756 (251 amino acids)
Biological process (GO): protein O-linked glycosylation via mannose; GPI anchor biosynthetic process
Cellular component (GO): endoplasmic reticulum membrane
Molecular function (GO): dolichyl-phosphate beta-D-mannosyltransferase activity
Source: RefSeq, a predicted model, not a curated record
AUGGCGCGCGCGACAGGGAGGUCGACGACGACCGCGAUCUCGGUCACGGUGAUCGUCCCCACGUACGAGGAGCGGGAGAACAUCGGGGUGUUGUAUCGAUUGAUUCGCGAGAGCGAAGACGCGUUCGCGGACGCGCGCGGGAAGUGGGAGAUUGUGAUCGUGGACGAUAACUCCCCGGAUGGCACCGCGGACGUGGUCAGGCGAUUGCGAGCGGCGUAUGACGAUCCGUUGUUGAUUCUGAGCGAACGACCGGGGAAGUUGGGGUUGGGGACGGCGUACGCGCACGGAUUGAAAUUGGCGCGCGGGGAGGAGAUCGUCAUCAUGGACGCCGACCUGAGUCACCAUCCGAGGGAUAUAGGGAAGUUUUUGAAGCUGAGGCGGGAGAGAGACUUGGACGUGGUGUCGGGCACGCGCUAUCUUCCGGGUGGGGGGGUACACGGAUGGGAUUUUCGUAGGAAAUUGACGAGCAGAGGCGCCAACUACUUGGCGCGCGUCAUGCUCGCGCCUGGCGCGAGCGACCUCACGGGAAGCUUCCGGUGCUACAAAAAGAAUGCGCUCGAGACUUUGGUGGCGAGCUCGGGAUCUAAGGGAUACGUGUUUCAGAUGGAGAUCAUUGUUAGGGCAAAAAAGUCUGGCAUGUCCGUCGGAGAGGUUCCCAUUACGUUCGUCGACCGCAUGUACGGAGAGUCCAAACUGGGCGCGUCUGAAAUCGUCGGCUACCUCAAAGGUCUCGUUCGACUCUUUUUCGAGCUGUGA